CAGGUUGGAAGGUAAACGGUGAUAGAGAAAUUGGCGCAGAGAUUAGCUUGAAGGUUUCAUAUAAUCAUGGCUUCGAAGGGUGGUGUUGAUUCAGCAGAUGGCUCUAAAGAUACUCAAACCACAAGUAAAGGCAGAGGCAGAGGCAAGAGGGGGAAAGUUUGCUUGAAUAAUGUUUAUCAUAAAAGAGGUAAAGGGAUUAUUGAAGAUAUUGAGUUUAAUGCGGAUGGACAACCAGUGGGGAAAAAUGCAUCUCAGUUGCAGUCGUACAUUGGCCUUCUAACUCGUGACCAUGUUAAAAUCUGUAUAAAGAAAUGGAAAGAGGUUCCAGAAGCAGUUAAAGAUACAAUAUGGGAGCAAGUUAAAGCUUCUUACAAGGUUCCGGAGCAAUGGAAGUCAGCAUGCUUGGAAUCAGCAAAUACCAAGUGGCGAACAUGGAAAGCUAGGGUGGCAAAGGAACAUGUCAUUCCAAAAGAAAACAAUCCAAAUGAGUUGUUUAAAGUGCCGGUAGGCUUAGGCAUACAGGAGGCCGACUGGGCUCUGUUUGUACACAACCGGACCACAACUGAAUUUAAGGAAUUGAGUGAGCAGCAGAGGGAGAGGAGGGGUAAACACUUAUACCCGCAUCGACUAUCACGUAAAGGUUAUGCAAACCUUGCUGAAGAAAUCAAGAAUUCUGAGUUGCAAGACGAUGAAGAGCUUAAUAGAUGCCUGCUAUGGAAGAAAGCAAGAUUGAAGAAGGAUGGAUCCACUGACAAUGACAAUGAGAACUUGAAGAUUGCUAUGCAGAAAAUAGAUGAAUACAUACGUGAAAAGGAUCAAGGGAAACUUGAGUCAGAAGAAGGUUCAAGUGAUUUGCUUUCACUUGCCCUCGAAAAACCAGAGCAUGUUGAACUUUUUGGCCAUGAAUCAAAACUUUACAUUAUGAAGAAGGAUUUGGUUCCAUUUUGUAACAUGGAACCAAUAACAGGAGGUUGCAUUGUGGCAUACAUUUGCCAUCUGUACAACAACUUGAGGGAAAUUGGUGCAGAUUCAAAAUUUUUAUUUGUGAAUCCAUUUACCGUAGACAAUGUAGUAAAGCAAGAGGAUAGAACACGCGCCCUGUCACAACGAUUACUUGAGGUUGCUGCAUCAGACGUACUCGUAUGCGUGCCUUGCAACGUGGGUGGGCAUUGGAUUCUGACCAUCAUUGAAGUUGAAAAAGGAAAAGCGUUUCUAAUGGAUCCUCUCAGUCAUCGUAACAAGGACAGCAUAUGGAAGUCUGUCGUCGACACUGCGCUAAGCAUGGUCACUGCAAAAAAUGGAAAGAAAAUGAAAAAAGCAAAUUGGGAAGUUAUAAAGGGCCCUACACAACCUGAUGAUAAGCAAUGUGGCUACUUUGUGAUGAGGUUUAUGAGAGAUAUUAUCGAAGGGUCUCAAAAUACGGCAGCCUCAACUUUUCACUUAUCAUCACUGUUUAAGGGUGUUACUACUUAUUCUCAAAACCAACUUAACGAGGUUCGUGAAGAAUGGGCAAGGUGUCUGAUUAAGAAUGCAUUGGCUGGAUAG
Molecule: messenger RNA, 1545 nt
Organism: Salvia miltiorrhiza (redroot sage)
Lineage: Eukaryota; Viridiplantae; Streptophyta; Magnoliopsida; Lamiales; Lamiaceae
Exons: 11
Coding region: 67-1545 (492 amino acids)
Biological process (GO): proteolysis
Molecular function (GO): cysteine-type peptidase activity
Source: RefSeq, a predicted model, not a curated record